This is a messenger RNA of Exophiala xenobiotica, 1170 nucleotides long. RefSeq lists its product as uncharacterized. Bases 118 to 1029 code for a protein of 303 amino acids. NCBI's taxonomy places the organism in Eukaryota, Fungi, Ascomycota, Eurotiomycetes, Chaetothyriales, Herpotrichiellaceae. The record is from RefSeq and is a predicted model, not a curated record. The transcript is spliced from 3 exons.
GCCACCACUGUGCACCACAUCGUGCAAAGCAGUGUAUUUGAGGAACAGACGCAUAGACACGGAUACAUCAAAGUUAGUACUACGGAGGACGCGGUUUCCGAGAAUAUCUAGGUGGCAAUGGGCGCCUUCUACGAAACACUCCCACCGUCCCUGAUCACUUGGCUCUUGCAACAAAAGGUCUUCUGGAUCGCGUCGGCGCCGCUCGCCGGCGAUGGACACGUCAAUGUCUCACCAAAGGGCAUCUCCGACAAGGGCGGGCCGUUCUUCGGGGUGAUUAAAGAGACCAAGAAUGGUGAAGUCGUGGACGUUAAGGAGGAAAAUAAAAACGAACGAGGUGAAGGUGAAGAGCAAGAUGGAAAGGCCGCCGAAGAUAUCGUGAUCCGGAAGUUCUGGUACAUGGACCUCACGGGGUCGGGAAUCGAAACGACAAGCCACCUACACGAGCCCGGUAAUGGGAGGAUCACGGUUAUGUUCAACGCUUUUGAGGGGCCGCCGAGGAUUUUGAGGAUCUUUGGAAAGGGAAACGUGCUCGAAUACGGCACCCCGGCGUUCAAUGAGAUCAUCAGAUCUCAAAAAGUCACCAUCAUCCCCGGGACGAGAUCGAUCAUCCUCGUCGAUAUACACCAGGUCGGCACGUCGUGCGGGUUUAGCAUGCCCAUGUAUGAUUUUGUGAAGUUCCGCUCCACGCUGAAUGAUUUCUUCGAGAAGCGGGUCGCGAAUGAGCGCGCGGGAAAGAGGGAGGAUGGUAUUGAAAGGUACUGGGCCUUUAAGAAUGCUUGGAGCAUGGACGGAUUACCUGGUAUGCAGCGCGGCCUGCACACCGCUGUCACGGAUAAUGUGAAGCCGAUCAAGAAGAUGGUCGGAACGUAUGCGCCGGUGAAGGGUCCUCGGCGGGCGCAGAGGGUGUUUUUGUUGAGACAUUUGGUUCUUGUGGCGGUUUUGAGUGCUGUGAGCACGGUUGUCUUGAUGUUCUUCUUGUUGAGAUUGUUUGGCGGUGCGUUGGAUUUGAAGGCCUUCCUAGUGCGGUGAACACUUGAGACGAGUUUUCUCAAAUAUGCUUGAUGGCAGGCUUUGCAUUUGGAUUUGCGUGAAAGGUAGGAUACUAUGAAUCAUAAUGCUUGGAACUCAUGCAGGCUGCGGUCUGUUCCAAGACUUCCCGUCUCUCCAAAA